Molecule: messenger RNA, 2108 nt
Organism: Ostrea edulis (European flat oyster)
Lineage: Eukaryota; Metazoa; Mollusca; Bivalvia; Ostreida; Ostreidae
Product: neuronal acetylcholine receptor subunit alpha-6-like
Exons: 7
Coding region: 400-1746 (448 amino acids)
Biological process (GO): regulation of membrane potential; signal transduction; monoatomic ion transmembrane transport
Cellular component (GO): neuron projection; postsynaptic membrane; synapse
Molecular function (GO): transmembrane signaling receptor activity; acetylcholine-gated monoatomic cation-selective channel activity
Source: RefSeq, a predicted model, not a curated record
UGACCACUCCCUCCCGUGGUGCCAAGCCAAACCCUCAUUAUCUGACAGUCUGCCAUCAGAAUAAGCACCGAUAAGCUCACCAGCGCGACGGGAGCAUUCCUACCGCCGCUCUCGUUACAGUCACGCCUCAAUCGGAGUAAACUGUUUAUAUAUACUUCUGUUUCUAAAUACUACUUUAAUGAUGGACGCGGCAGGGGAGAGCAGGAGAGCACGGCGCAGAACAAUUAGCGACAGUAUAGGAACCCGUGAUCGCUUGGUCGAUUGCUGACUUCCGGAGUAAAACUCGAUUCGAUGUCAACCGCAUCUUGAAGAGAGAAAAAAGUUGUGCGGUGUUUCUGCGGGAUGAAAAUGGAUUCUUAGGGAAGAGUUCUUAUUGCUGCGUUUUGGAUUAUUAGAAGGAUGCAUAGCUCUAGAAAUAUGUUUCCUGCUGUUAUUCUGCUGAUGGCCACUGGUCUGUCUGCAGGGGAGGUAGGCAAAGAGGGACAACUGAUCAAGGCCAUGAUGUCGAAUUACGAUGUUAUGAUCCGCCCCACAAAUUUCACUAAUCCCGUAGUUGUUGUGGCUCUCGGACUGGCAAUGACAGAAAUAGCCGAAUUGCACGAGAAGGGCCAGAUUUUUGAAUCAGGUGCAUUUCUCCGCCAUCUUUGGGCGGAUUACAGACUGGCAUGGGACCCUUCGAAAUACGGCGGAAUAAUGACAGUCCACAUACCGGCGACCAACAUCUGGAAACCGGAUGUAGUCCUUAUCAAUAGUGCAGAUACUGUUAUAGUGAAAGAGGAGCCUCUCGCCAUUGUCUUUCAUACUGGUGCCGUAUUCUACAGCCCAAAGAUGCGGCUCCGGGCACCUUGUAAUCUGGAUCUAACCAAAUUUCCAUUUGAUGAACAAAUAUGUAAAUUAACAUUUGGGUCAUGGACCUAUGACAAUUCCAAUAUUAAUCUCACGCACUUUGCCCACGGUGUAAACGGACUGGAUAUAGAAGAUCUGAGGUUCAACAGCGAGUGGAAACUAACAGAAUCAUUGGCGACACGGACAGACAAACAGUUCGAGUACGCCAGUAACAAGUUUCCUCUGAUUGAAUACUCGUUCCGAUUACAGCGGAACCCUACGUAUUACCGCCAUGUUUUUAUUCUCCCAGCUGUUCUGUUGGCGAUCCUUGUUCCGUUUCAGUUCCUUCUGCCUCCGGAUUCCAAGGAACGAAUGACACUAGGCGCUACACUUAUGCUGGGAAUUAUUCUCCUGUUGAUGAUGCUGCAAGAAUUCCUGCCGGAGGCUCACCCAACCCUACCCACGUUAGCUAGUUAUUACAGCGUGACCUUGGUAUGGAUAGCCUUGUCAAUGCUGGCCUCUAUAUGGGUCAUAAACACACAGUCACGUGGUCCCAGAGGCAGACGAGUACCAGAUCUGUUGCGACAAUGCUUCUUACGAGGACUUAGACGACUAGUCUGCCUUGGUGACGAUAGUUACUUCCCUUUAAAUGAUAUAGACACUCUUACAAUGAAAGCCCUGGAUAUUCCCCAUGUAGAGCCCAUUGUUAAAUCAGAUGUUACUGGUAAUCAAAGUAAGCUGGAGAAGGACGUGGAGGAAAUAUUACGUCACUUGCAGAUGAUGAUCAUUUGUACAAAAGCUACGCAAGUGCAACAGGAAGUACAAAAUGAGUGGCGGCAGGUGGCACUCAUUCUGGACAGAAUUUUGUGUUUCCUAUUCGGGGCCACAUUCCUUUUAUAUACUUUUGUUUUACUUGCUUAGUUGUUUUUAUAAUGGAGAAAUUACUUGAUAAUCAUUUGUAUUGACAAUCAUGAGUGUUCAAUAAAGAGUAUACCAGGGUUAAAAAAAAAAAAAAUGUCUCUGCGACGUCAUUCACAGUAUCUUCACGAAUCUGUGGGACUGCACACUUGAUAUGCAUGUUGUGUUACUAAAUUUCAGGUACUACAUGACCAAGAAACAAAAUUAAUCAAACUUGUGUGAAGUGAUCAAAUGACAAUGUUACACUGAAAUGUAUAAUACGGACAUCUAACAAAGUCGUUGAUCUGUGAUAAAGCUUGUUCUAGCGACCAUGUAGAAUUGGCUGUAUUUCCUUUAUGAAGAAUAAUACAAAAUUUAAAAGCUUA